ACGUUCCUCCGGAAAUUCCAUUCUGACCCGAUGGAGUCGCUGUAAUCAGCUGUGUCGCACGUCUCGUUAUGAUAAACAAGUAAUGAAAGGGAAAACACGUAAAAAUAAUGGAAGGUGUGCUGUAUAAAUGGACAAAUUACAUUAGCGGUUGGCAGCCUCGUUGGUUCGUGCUUGAUGGAGGUACUUUGUCUUACUACGACUCUCAAGAAGACGCGUGGAAAGGUUGCAAGGGCAGCAUUAAAGUAUCAGUUUGUGAAAUUCAAGUUCAUUCCUCUGACUCCACGCGAGUUGACCUGACCAUACCGGGAGAGCAGUACUUCUACCUUAAAGCCAUCAAUGCAGCAGAGAGGCAAAAGUGGCUGGUGGCUCUGGGAACAGCCAAAGCCUGCCUUACUGACAACCGAACCAAGAGAGAAAAGGAGCUUCAGGAGAGCACAGAGGCACUGAAGACUAAGAUGUCAGAGCUCAGAUUGUACUGUGACAUUCUGCUCCAACAAGUAAACAAGAUCAAGGAGAAUGAUGAACUAGGAGAAACGGCGGAGACUGGCAUAGACACUGGAAACAUGGUGAAGUCAACGUGCACAACGUUCCUCAAGACUCUGGAGGAAUGCAUGCAGAUAGCAAAUCGAACGUUUAGUACAGAUGUGACAACACACAGUUCACCAGGAACUCCUCCUGUAGCAGCCAUCAAACCCCAGAGGAUUAAACCCGGCAAUCAUUUGAAGCAGAACCAUGGAGAGCAGUGGAGAGAUUUGAGUGAAACCUCAGGAAAAGCAUUUGCACAAGACAACCAGAGGCUGGACUCUGGAGUGGAGGGACCAGACGAGCCAGGCGGACCAGAGCAACCUCCCUCCCCAUCAGACAUCGAUCUGUCGAUGGGCUCCGAUCAUGAAGCACAAGUCCGUCCUGCACACACUACCCAGAAUACCUCUGAGAGUGAACACUACAACCAAUCAGCAGAGGGAGACGAAGAGAAGGAAGCUACUGAUGAGGAGAAACGACAGCUGCAUAAUGUGGACCAAAGUCAAGAGAAUGCUGUCCAAUGUGAGGGACAACAGAAAGACAUUUCACACCGUGAAGAGAAGUCUGAAGAAGACGCGCCUCCCAGAGAUCCAGCAGCAGAAUUAGAGCAGGUGGAGACCUUCUUCAGCACAAUGAGCCACAGAUUUAGUGAUAUAAGACUGGAUGAAGACAAUGGUAUUCCUACGCAACAGUUUUUGGACUCAUGCUAUGCAAUAGUGCCUGUAUUAGACAAGCUGGGAUCCACAGUUUUUGCUCCAGUUAAAAUGGAUUUUGUUGGGAAUAUUAAGAAGAUCCACCAGAAGCUGGUGUCGAACCCUGAUGGCUUCCCCACGCUGCAGUCCAUCGUGCUGAGCGAGGUGCAGAUGAAUCUGGCUCAGGUACGAAACUCUGCAACCGAAGCUCUGCUGUGGCUCAGACGAGGCCUGAAGUUCCUCAAGGAGUUUCUGUCAGAGGUCAACGCUGGGGAGCAGGACAUCCAGGCUGCACUAAAUAACGCCUACGGGAAGACUCUUCGGCAGUACCAUGGGUGGGUAGUACGAGGUGUAUUUGCUCUGGCGCUGCGAGCCGCCCCGUCUUAUCAAAAUUUCACCGCCGCCUUAGUGUCACAAGAAGGUGACGAACUGAGGAGCGACUUCACCAGCAGCAUGCACAAUGACCUGGGAGUGUACCUGCCCGCCAUGGAGAAGCAGCUGGUGAUCCUGGAUGAGCUGUAUGAGGAGUACGGCCUGGAGUCUGAUGAGGUGGUGUGAAAACGGAAAACUUCCAGAGAUGGAUGGAGCUGGUUCCAGAGCAGCAACACGCUGCUAACAGGCCUGAGCAUUAGGCAGAUGUUACUGACAGGUGUUUUAGUGGUUUAACUGGUAAACGUAGAAGUUCUGGGUGAGAAGUUUAUUCUAAGAAGUCCACAAAAGGGCAAAGCAAGCAGUAACUAUUGAGACAAAAAGGUCUUAACAAUGAAGAGGUCUUGUUCCAGACAGAGAAACCGGUGUUGGAUUCACGCGGACUCCAGCCGGUUCCAUGAUCUGGAAGCUAGUUUGGUUUUCGCUUUAAGCCGAGAAGAAUGUAAACAAAUCUUCCAACAGUGUUGCUGUAGUCCAUUGGUUUCAUAAGCAGAUGCCAGCGCCAAGCACUGGAGUCGAGUGGUGUCGUGCUGAUGCUCAGUUACCAGAAAGGUGUACAACAUGUUAGUAGAACUGGAGAUGCAGUCCUUUCCAUGCUGCCAGUUCCUUGGGACCAAAAAAGGAGUUUUACCAUGAUUGCUUUAGCUUCCGCUGCCUACAAUAACCCACAAUGCAAUGUUGAAGUAGUGAGCGCUGCUGCUCACAUGAUGCUGUCUGCACAAACCUAUGCAUAGUUUACAUGUUUUUGUAUCUAUUUAUUGUGUUGUAAGUUAAGGAGUUUUGUGGCCUCUUGGCACGUUCCUGUAAAGAGCAUGUUUGUAUGUCAGAAGUAACACCGGUGCCAGCAGAAACCACAUAAAGCCAAGGGCUCAGGUCCCGUGCCGCUCCGUUACGUCGGGAAGAUCGGUAAGGUUGGUUUAGCUCUCCCAACAAAUGAGCGGUGAUGACCUCAGUAUCUGGCCUCAGGUCACUGGAAACUACAGAAACACCCUCUUAGGGCUUUUUGAGACGUUCUGUAUUGUUGUUAUAAACUUUUUUUCCAGGAUUCAUCAACAAUCUCGAAGUAAAUAAUGGAUUUAGGAUAAUGUAACAGUUGUGCAAUAUGCUGAGUGUCAGUUAAAAAUCAUUAAUUCUGUUUUGGUAUUGUAAUUGUACAACUAAUGAAUAUUUUUAAUGAAUGAGCAUAAAAUGCAGUUUGAUUUUUACCUAAUAAAGAUGAAGUGUAA
Molecule: messenger RNA, 2869 nt
Organism: Nothobranchius furzeri (turquoise killifish)
Lineage: Eukaryota; Metazoa; Chordata; Actinopteri; Cyprinodontiformes; Nothobranchiidae
Gene: plekha8
Product: pleckstrin homology domain containing, family A (phosphoinositide binding specific) member 8
Biological process (GO): intermembrane lipid transfer; ER to Golgi ceramide transport
Cellular component (GO): cytoplasm
Molecular function (GO): lipid transfer activity
Source: RefSeq, a predicted model, not a curated record